Messenger RNA from Syzygium oleosum, 1280 nucleotides. Its product is annotated as phosphatidylinositol N-acetylglucosaminyltransferase subunit C. NCBI's taxonomy places the organism in Eukaryota, Viridiplantae, Streptophyta, Magnoliopsida, Myrtales, Myrtaceae. Gene Ontology annotation, cellular component: glycosylphosphatidylinositol-N-acetylglucosaminyltransferase (GPI-GnT) complex; membrane. The transcript has 2 exons. The coding region runs from base 348 to 1250 and encodes 300 amino acids. Gene Ontology annotation, biological process: GPI anchor biosynthetic process. The record is from RefSeq and is a predicted model, not a curated record.
AGCACAACAGGUCGGCGGCGUCGUCGUCGUCUUCCUUCUCCUUUCUCUUGCUCCUCCUGCUUUCUUUCUGUGCAGCGUGCGCCGACCACCGGAGACGCCUUCUCCGUCGGAGUUGAAUUGGUAAAGAGACUCGAAUUCCUACCUUCUUCCCCCUCCCGUGCCUCGUGCUUGGGUGUUGUUUCCCGGUCAUCUGAAUUACCGGGUCAGUUUGUUACUUCCCCCCACCUGGAAGCGCAGAUCUUGUGGAGGUCCUGGCAUACAUCCAUUUCACAUGGAACAACAAUAGGAGGAUUCUUUUGACUGUGGAUCAACAUCUCGUUGACAGACAUAUACUUAAUUCGGUCGCCAUGGAUGGAGAAAACUCUCCUCCGACUAGACCCAAAUGGAGAAAAGUGGCGUAUGGAGGAAUGCAGCUUGGAUAUGACGACAAUUACACGGACGAGUCUUUCCUUGAAGAUAUGGUCACGAAUGCCAAUGUCGUCAAACGGGAUUUGCUGAAGGUGAUGCGAGACUCGGUUUCGAUUUCUCAAUACAUAUGCAUUGUUGUUCUGGUUGGUGUCGUUUGGACCUACACCCUGAACUCUAGUCUCAGUGAAAAGUCUCUCCUGCUUAUUGAUGCUAGCCUUCUUAUGUCGGGGUUCAUGAUUCUCCUGCUCACCGAAAAGAUGCUCUCGCUCAAUCAGCUCCUCCAUUAUUUAGCGAAUGUCGCCUUUUUCACAUCCGGGUUGUAUGUCUUGGCUCCCAUCUACAGAACUCUAACAACGUCCAUAAGUUCGGACUCCAUCUGGGCAGUAACUGUUUCACUGCUGAUCAUCCAUCUAUUCUUGCACGACUACUCGCGGAGCACGGUACAUGCUCCAGGAACCUGGAAAAAUCCUACCUUGACCAGUUGCAUAUCCCUAAAUGCCUCUAUCGUGGCUUCAGUUUUCAUUGCUUCUCGGCUUCCUUCAUCCGGAAAUGUCUUUGCUAUAAUGCUCUUCUCUCUCCUCAUUUUUCUUUUUGCCCCAUUAGUCACUCAUUGCAUAAAGGAACAGUCUUUUUGUUUGCAUCUCCUGUUCUCGUUCGUGUUAAUGGUUGUUACUUUGACUUUUGUCUAUAAAUUGCAUCGGGUGCUUUUCUUCAUGUUUCUAGUUUUGCUGGUUUUUGUUUCCUUGGUGUGUCCUUAUUGGCUUAUAAGGAUACAGGGAUACAAGUUUGAGAUCAAUGGCCCUUGGGACGAGGCUAAGCUCUGUUUUGAUGUAACCGACUGAGGGCAAUAACAGAAGUUUCUUUGUUUCUUU